AUGGCUUCACCUGUUGCUUCUGCCGCCCUCAAGGCGCGCGUUCGCAAUCCCGCUAUGCUCAAGAAGCUUGCGCGACCUGAGGAUCUGAUGCACCACUUUCCCAAUGGCUCUUAUAUCGGCUGGUCUGGCUUCACAGCUGUUGGAUACCCCAAUGUCGAGUUUCAGACUCCGCACCGGCUAUUAUCGUCAUUACCCGAGCUUGGCGCAAACAAUGCAACUGACAAUCGCAACAGGAAGGUUCCCGCUGCUAUGGCCGACUACGUCGAGCAGAACAACCUCCAGAGCAAGAUGAAGUACUCCCUGUUCGUCGGUGCCUCGGCCGGUUCCGAGACGGAGAACCGAUGGGCUGCUCUCGACAUGAUCAACCGACGAAGCCCUCACCAGGUCGGCAAGGACAUUGCCAAGGGAAUCAACUCUGGACGAAUCAACUUCUUCGACAAGCAUUUGUCCAUGUUCCCCUCUGAUCUCGUCUAUGGCUUCUACACCAAGGAUCGAUCAAACAGCAACCUUGAUGUCACCGUCGUGGAAGCGACAGACAUUCUCGAGGAUGGCAGCUUUGUUCCCGGUGCCUCUGUUGGUGCUACUCCCGAGUUGAUCCAGAUGGCUGACAAGAUCAUCAUCGAGGUCAACACCGCCAUCCCCUCUUUCAAGGGUCUCCACGACAUUACCUUCACCGACGUUCCUCCCCACCGCACUCCCUACAACAUCACCGCUGUCGAGGACCGCAUUGGUUCCCCCUCAGUCAAGGUCGACCCCUCAAAGGUCGUCGCUAUCGUCGAGUCCGAUUACUGGGAUGCCACCGGCCCCAACGCUGAUGCCGACGAGUCGUCUCGCCAGAUCGCCGGCCACCUGAUUGAGUUCUUCGAGCACGAGGUUGCACAGGGCCGCAUGCCCGCCAACCUUCUGCCUCUCCAGUCCGGUAUUGGCAACGUCGCCAACGCUAUUGUUGGCGGUCUUAACGAGUCCAAGUUCAAGAACCUCAAGGUCUGGACAGAGGUCAUCCAGGAUACUUUCCUCGAUCUCUUCGACUCUGGAAAGCUCGACUACGCUACUGCCACAUCAAUCCGAUUCUCUCCCGAUGGUUUCAAGCGCUUCUACGAUAACUGGGAUGCCUACGCCGACAAGAUCCUCCUCCGAAGUCAGGCUGUAUCCAAUGCUCCUGAGAUCAUCAAGCGUCUCGGUGUUAUCGGCAUGAACACCCCCGUCGAGGUCGACAUCUUCGCUCACGCCAACUCCACCUGCGUUAGCGGAACACGUAUGCUCAACGGUCUCGGCGGUUCAGCCGAUUUCCUCCGCAACUCCAAGUACUCCAUCAUGCACACACCAUCCAGCCGACCCUCCAAGACCGAUCCCCACGGCGUGUCCUGCAUUGUCCCCAUGGUGACCCACGUCGACCAGACCGAGCACGAUCUUGAUGUUAUCGUCACCGAGCAAGGUCUCGCCGACGUUCGCGGUCUCUCACCCCGUGAGCGCGCCCGCGUCAUCAUCAACAAGUGCGCGCACCCCAAGUACCAGCCCAUCCUGAGCCACUACUUCGACAAGGCUGAGUCGGAGGGUCUGAAGAAGGGUAUGGGCCACGAGCCUCAUCUUCUCUUCAACGCUUUCGACCUGCACAAGGCUCUGGCUGAGGAGGGUAGCAUGCUAAAGGUUAAGCCUUGGGUACUCCCAGCCAGCAAUCAAUCACUGUUAACAGCAUAUAAAGAAGUAUUACAAUUCAAGUACUUAUACAUGGUUUCAGAGAAGCCCAAGCUCUCGUUGUCCCAGCAGAUGCGCAACGCGCCUUUGCAAAAUCUCAACCGCUGGGCCCUAGUAUCCUCACUCUACGGCCCUGGCACCUUCUGGAGCUGGCUCAUCAUCGUAGCCUCCGUCUUCACAAGCUGGACCAUAAACCCAGUCACAAAACGCUUGGACUCAAUCACAAACGACACAAUCGCAGCGCUUACACUUCCCAUAGUCGCAGCUGCAGAUGCACUCUACCAACUCGCCAAAUAUGAUCGACCCGACCGUCCACGGUUGCUGUUGAGCGAUUCACCAGAAGACAUUCAGCUCGUCGCUGCGCUGGAAGCCCCACUUGCUAUAUGCGAAGUCUACGUUGUGCUGGCUAUCUUCCUGCAUAGCGCUGCAUUGAGGAAAUAUCAGUGGAAGAGGUUGGUUAUCUUCUUCACGUACCCUGAUCUUCCGGUCUCACGAAGUACGUUUGCUCGACCGUUUCUCUUCAACUUUGUUCUUGCAUUAGGAUUUACAUCGGGGAUCAUGGCUAUCAUGACUGCCUCCAACCUUGUUCUUUUAUCAUCCAAAUUCUUGAUAUUGUCAUCAGUUUCUCAGAUCAGAGCAGCAAUGAAGCUCUAUGACGCCCCAGCAUCCUACCCUAUGGUUGUUCGCCUCUUUGUACUCGAAAGAGGUGGCAUCACCCUUGACGUCGAGACCAUCGACGUCAUGAACAUGGAGAAUAGAGGCCUUGAAUACAGAAAGAUCAACCCACGAUGGGAUGUUCCCGCGCUCGUUCUCGAUAAUGGCUUUGUCCUGACUGAAGUAACCGCCAUUUGCGAGUAUCUCGAUGAGAUGGCCCAAGGCGGUAAAUCACUCUUUGGUGAAACACCCCUCGAGCGUGCCGAAACACGCAUGUGGCUUAGACGAAUGGACCUCGAAAUCGCAGAACCUGUCAUAUCAUGGGUUCGUAAUGAUCCAGGGACUGCCGACUUUUACAUAGGACAUCGGAUUCCCAUACCCGAAGCAAGAUUGGCGCAGAAGGUUACCAUUCAGCAGUAUCUGAACCUGUUGGAUGAGGAGUUGGAGGGAAAGAAGUAUCUCUGCGGGAAGAGGUUUUCGGCGGCGGAUAUUCACUUCUACAGUCUGAUGAAGGGAAAGACUACGGGUAUGGCGCCGUGGGUACUUCAUCCGGGGAGAAAGAAUGUUGUCAGAUAUUUCGAGAGGAUGGACGCUAGGGAGGCUAGCAAGAAGGCGUUGGAGGUCUUUGGAGAGAGAGUUGAAGCUCAGGAGACGAGUAUGAUGAAAUGA
Molecule: messenger RNA, 3018 nt
Organism: Fusarium tjaetaba
Lineage: Eukaryota; Fungi; Ascomycota; Sordariomycetes; Hypocreales; Nectriaceae
Product: acetyl hydrolase
Exons: 8
Coding region: 1-3018 (1005 amino acids)
Biological process (GO): acetate metabolic process
Cellular component (GO): mitochondrion
Molecular function (GO): acetyl-CoA hydrolase activity; acetate CoA-transferase activity
Source: RefSeq, a predicted model, not a curated record